Molecule: messenger RNA, 282 nt
Organism: Trichobilharzia szidati
Lineage: Eukaryota; Metazoa; Platyhelminthes; Trematoda; Strigeidida; Schistosomatidae
Source: the annotation of a GenBank genome assembly
AUGUUUGAACAAAAUACACGUGAUUCAGAGGCUAAAAAAGAAGCAUUACAAAAUUUAAGCAAUUCAGAAAAUGAGGCAAGAGCAGAAAUCCGUGCAAUACGCAAUGAGAAUUAUACACUGAAAGUAAAACUUAGACAACAAUUAGUUCAAACAGAGGAGACAAUUAAACAGUUGAAAAGACAACAUGAAUUAGAUGUAAGAGAUUAUUGUCAGAGUGUAAUUAUUCCUCAGCAUUUAUAUCUAACUUUUGUCCGUUUACAGUAUACCUCUACAGGUCACUAG